AUGGCAGCCCACCAGGAUUCUAUACGCGAGAGGCUUCAGCCGGCGUCAGAGGAGCCGCUGUUCCUUCACCAUGGGGCGGCCUCCUGGAAUACGGAGGCUUCCGAUAACCAGGAGGACCACAGCGCCGAUAUGUCUCCAUAUUACAGCAUGCCGAAACGGAACAAGAGGAAGAACUUCAAGCCAAGGUGUGCCCCGAACGCCACGACUUUCUCUGACGACUCCAACGGGGAAAACUGUGACCUGGAGAGUCCAGUCAACGGCAUCGAGAGGACCACACCCGAGCGAAUCGGCGAGGAGGAAACGGAGGAUGGGACCUUCGCGAAAAUCGGCGUCAAAAACUUCAGCCUCCUCAAAGGGGGCGCGGUAGACUUGAGCAGGAGAUUAAGCACCGACUCAAACGAGAACAUAGACGCCAACUACCAGAAUAGGCUAAUCGACGAUAAGAAGGCAGACUCCUUCCAGCGCUCGUACAUUCACAGCUUGCACAUCAACCAGGAGGUGGAAAGGGAUAGGGCCGUGUUGAAUUUCAGCAGUUUACAGAACAAAACCUUUUGUGCCAAAAAUCCGUUCGCUAUAUCGCAGCUGAUCAAAACCAAUUCGCCACCGAGGAGAAGGGAGUCAGACUCUGACGAAGAUAAUAAAGAUCAAGACAUUAAUGCCAACGAGAGACUUGGAGACAGCCAAGAGGCGAUAGAGACGCAACAGAACGGCGAUGUAUCCAACGCAACGAACAGGAUCCUGCGUGAUUACGCAAUGAACACCAUGAAGGAGCUCCUGGGUAUAUACGGCCUGUCUUCUAACGAGGUGGCGGACGCCAUUAGCGGCCAGAUACGAGCAUUGGAAGCGCUGCAAGGCAAACCCAUUACUCAUCUGCCGUUGGGAUUGAAACGUAGACACGAUUCCGGAGACGGUGUCGAUAGGAGCUUGAGGAGGUCGUCUUCGGCGACAGAAGAUGAGGGCUCCACGAAUAUAACACCACCGAAAACACCCGAUAAUGACAUAGAAGCUCAAAGGCAAAGGGCGCUGCAAAUCAUCAACCACCAAUCCAUGAGGUUGUUUGGCAGAACUCAAUGUCAGGAGGAGGAUGGCAGUGGCUCCGAUGACGGGGACCAAACCCUCGAUCUCAGCGUGUCCAGAGAUGAUGGACAGGAGCUAUCUACCACGUCGAGCACGGGUAAUAGCGUAUCGGAAUUUGAACAACAGAAUCUACUGAUGAGAAAAAAUUUAGAAGAUUUGGCCAAUCUGCAAAUGCAGGGAUUUUUCCAGAAACAAUCGAUGAUGGACACUGACGACUCACAAGAGAGAAAACUUCAAGCUAGCGGUCUUCUAUCGGCGUUGAAUCACUUGGAUCAAGUUCGCAAGAACUCCUUACAGACGACAGUGGACUAUUCAAGAUACGUAAAAAGG
Iphiclides podalirius (scarce swallowtail) is the source of this 1407-nucleotide messenger RNA. NCBI's taxonomy places the organism in Eukaryota, Metazoa, Arthropoda, Insecta, Lepidoptera, Papilionidae. The record is from the annotation of a GenBank genome assembly.